Molecule: messenger RNA, 2063 nt
Organism: Felis catus (domestic cat)
Lineage: Eukaryota; Metazoa; Chordata; Mammalia; Carnivora; Felidae
Product: translation initiation factor IF-2-like
Exons: 2
Coding region: 571-1410 (279 amino acids)
Source: RefSeq, a predicted model, not a curated record
AUAACUGGGAAGGACUUGGGAGGAGUGGGCUUUUGCGGGGCAGGUGCCGGGAAAAUCCUGCGUCCCGCGUCAGUGGCCUUACCCUUGAGAACUCGCUCCUAAAGGGGUUUUUACCUCCGGGAAACCAUGGAGCAGCAGGUGCACAAUUGUCUUGGGGGCGGGAGAUGAAAUUUUAAAAAAGGGUCGAGAGCAAACUCUCGACCAUCGCCAGGUAUAAAUGUUAACACGAACUUUUGCGCGUUGGGGAAAGGUUUUAAAGGAGUCAGCUAACCAGGCAAGGCCCUCUGCAAAAGGAAACUCGAAUCUCUUAUAAAGAGCGGAUUUCUUCUUCAUUCUCAGCCAGGCGAUGGAUGGAAAGUUCCGAUGGCGGUGCUGCGUUCUGGACCCUGUCCUUAAGUUGCCUGCCUUCCUGGGGCCGGUGGUGGCCCUUCCAGGCAGCUCUCUGGGCCCGUCAAGGACUGUCAUACUCCAAGACAGUCGGCUUCCCAAGACGCUGAUUUGGCUGGAGUGCUGAAAUCUGCCCCAGCAGUCACUGGCCGGCGGACUUCCCGGUGCUCCCGUUCGGGCAUCAUGGUUAAUAUUAACCUCCACUAUCACGCUCCCCGGGUUUGGACGAAAGAGCCUGCGGGGCGCCGCUUUUCGGACUUCCCUCCGGCCGGAGAGAUGUCCGCACUCUGGGGGUGGGGAAGCAAGUCCACCCCCAGCCGAGGCGGACGUGAACGGAGGAGAGGCCUUCCUGGAGGCGGCGGCGCGGCGCCGGGCUCUGGCGGUAGCCGCCUGGCCACCGGAACUGGCUCCCCCGCCCCCACUCCUAACCGCAGGCGGCCGCGGGGUCGAGUACUUGACCUCCCCCGCCCCGAGCAGGGCAUCCCCGCGGGCCGGCCGCUGCGGUCCCCCAUAAGCGGGCGGCCACUGGCCCGACUGCCAGGGGGCGGGAGGCGCCCCCAGCCCACGGUCGCCCACGCGGGACUCGUCUGGCGCAGGAUCCGGCCUUCUGCCCCGGGUGCGGCUGCCUCGGGGCCGUCCGGCGAGCCCUACACCCUCGCGACUCCGCGGGGCCCCCUCCGGCCACAGGCACCCGGGCUCGGCCCCCCCAAGCCCCGGGCCUGGCCGCGUGGAGCGUGGCCGCGUGGAGCCUCGCGGCGCCCGCCAGCGCCCCCUAGCGCCCCGCGCGCGUCCUACGGCGGGAAGCCCUCCCCGCGCACCGGCCGCGUCUGCCCGGCCUCCUCCCGAGGCGCUGCCCUGCCCCGACGGCGCGCACCGACCCAGCAGCGGCCUCCCGCGGGGCCGCUCGGGCGCGGGCUCGAGUCCUCGCCUCUGUCCCCCGGCGUCCGUUGCCAGUGCACGGAGCGUUGCCGCAGCCGCCACAACGCGCGAAACGUUCCUGGCUUUCUCACAACCGACGUUUGAGCGAGAACAACGUUUAACAUUGUUGGCAUCUCAAAGGCGAGGCACCGGGCGCCUGGGUGGCUCGGUCGAUUGGGCGGCCGACUUCGGCUCCGGCUCAGGUCUAGAUCUCAAGGUGUGUGAGUUCUAGCCCCGCGUCGGGCUCUGUGCUGACAGCUCGGAGCCUGGAGGCCUGCUUUGGAUUCUGUGCCUCCCUCUCUCUCUGACCCUCCCCAUGGUGGCUCUCUGUCUCUCCCUCUCUCUCUCUCAAAAGUGAAUAAACAUUAAAAGAAAGGAGAUGUGCCCUGCUUAACGUAUAUAAAACCCAUCCUUUCCCAUUUUCUGUAUAUGCACUCCAUUUCACAUUCAGACGUGAUUUUAAAAAACAAGGGUUUUACAAUAGUUUGUAUUCUUAUAAGAUAAUAAAAUCUUUUUAUAAAGUGGAAAAUUAAUGAUCCCUAAUAGAAAACACUUUUUCCCCUCUCCUAACGUUAUCUCCUUCCAUCUGGUUUUAAGCUUGUAAUGAACAUUUAUUGUGUAUUGUCCACAUUUCAAAUCGUUGUCUCUCCAGUUCUCCGUUACUGACAUCUUUGUAAGUUUGGAAGUAAAGCCCUAAAAAUAUUCCAUGUAUUUGGAGAUGUUACAUUCUUUUGCAAAAUUAAAUGUGCCUGCAUCAG